GGUUCUAUUUUACCGCUGCACCCAACAUGGAAGGAUAAGCAGAACACUCUAAAUGGAACAAACUUUGCCUGGUACCGUUUCAGCUGGAUCUUAAAGUAACGCCAGGCUGUGUGAUCAGAAGAACAGGAUGCUUUGUAAGCUGUGUUUGAGGCCUCAGCAUGGAUCAUUACUCCAUGCUGUGGCCAAGCAGAGCAUACACAAGCUAGCCUCCCUUCAGAACACCUCUUCACUUCCUCCCAAAAAGAUGCAGAGCUUGCUUUAUCCGUUCAGUGAGCUGGAGUCGUACCUGGACAGGUCUGUGGACAGGACACAGUUUCAGCUCUUCCAUCCAGGUUUGGAGGACAUGCUGCAGGCAGAGAAGCUCUUCUGCUCCUCACCGUCUCAUAAGAUUGAUUACUACACUUCUGUGGAGAGGAUGGACCACGCGCCUGACCUGAAGCAGCCAGAGGUGUGUUUCAUUGGCAGAAGCAACGUGGGCAAGUCGUCCCUCAUCAAAGCCUUAUUCUCCCUGACUCCAGAGGUGGAAGUGCGGGUCUCCAAAACCCCCGGUCACACAAAGAAGAUGAACUUCUUCCGGCUGGGCAAAGCCUUCACCAUCGUGGACAUGCCGGGCUACGGACACAGAGCGCCCAGAGACUUUGUGGAGAUGGUGGAGUCUUACCUGUACACCAGGAAAAACCUUGUGAGGACCUUCCUCUUGGUUGAUGGCAGCGUGGGUCUGCAGAAGGCUGACCUGAUAGCUCUGGAGAUGUGUGAGGAGCUCAGAAGUCCAUAUGUGAUGGUGAUGACCAAGAUUGACAAAUGCCGGCACGGAGUGCUGCUGACCAACCUCCUGAAGCUGCAGGACGUGGUCCGGACGCAGACCUCCAGCUGCUUCCCCCAGCCCUUUCUGAUCAGCUCCACCAGUUUGGGGGGCAUCUACCUCCUGAGAUGCUUCAUUGCCCACGUAACAGGAAGCAUCAGAUUGAGGGACACCUCCCAAAGCUGAGGGCAGGCCAGUGAGGCCUGGAAGGAGAAACUGGACUUGGCAGAGUUUUAUCUCAAGAUCUGCUCCCAUCAUCUCAUUUUUUAUGAAUGUACAGGGCUUUGUCCGUAGUUUUUAAGAGGUUGAAU
Molecule: messenger RNA, 1113 nt
Organism: Menidia menidia (Atlantic silverside)
Lineage: Eukaryota; Metazoa; Chordata; Actinopteri; Atheriniformes; Atherinopsidae
Source: the annotation of a GenBank genome assembly